AUGGAGCACUUGUACCUCACCCUCCUCCUCGCCUUCGUCUCUUUCGUCUCCCUCUCCCUCUUCAUCAUCUUCUACAAGCACAGAUCUCCUUACGCCUACCCCAACUUACCUCCCGGAAAAAUUGGCCUCCCCUUCGUCGGCGAGUCUCUCGAGUUUCUCUCCACUGGCUGGAAAGGCCACCCUGAGAAAUUCAUUUUCGAUCGCAUCGCCAGAUACUCCUCCGUCAUUUUCAAAACCAAUCUUCUCGGAGAACCCGCCGCCGUCUUCUGCGGUGCAGCCUGCAACAAGUUCUUGUUCUCUAACGAGAACAAACUGGUGACCGCAUGGUGGCCAAACUCAGUCAACAAGAUCUUCCCCACGUCUCUUCAAACAUCAUCAAUAGAAGAAUCAAAGAAGAUGAGAAAACUCCUUCCUCAGUUUCUGAAACCGGAAGCUUUGCAGAGAUAUAUCGGGAUCAUGGAUGGAAUCGCCCAGCGGCAUUUUGAGUCCGGGUGGGAGAAUAAAGAAGAAGUUAAAGUUUUCCCUUUGGCGAAAAGCUAUACUUUCUGGAUUGCUUGUCGUUUGUUCAUGAGCAUUGAAGAUCCUAACCAUGUUGAGAGAUUUGCAGAGCCGUUUCAUCAUUUAGCUUCUGGGGUGAUUUCUAUUCCCAUUGAUUUGCCGGGAACGGCGUUUAAUCGAGGGAUUAAGGCGUCGAAUUUCAUUAGGAAGGAGCUGUUGAAGAUUAUCAAGCAGAGAAAGAUUGAUCUUGGAAACGGUAGCGCAUCACCGACUCAGGAUAUAUUGUCUCACAUGCUGUUGACGAGCGAUGAGAGUGGACAGUUCAUGAGCGAGCUGGACAUUGCUGAUAAGAUUCUUGGGUUGCUGAUCGGAGGACAUGACACGGCCAGUGCUGCUUGUACUUUUAUUGUCAAGUAUCUUGCUGAGCUUCCCCAUAUUUAUCAGAAAGUUUAUGAAGAGCAAAUGGAAAUAGCAAAAUCUAAAGCAGCUGGAGAGAUGUUGAACUGGGAUGACAUACAGAAGAUGAAAUAUUCAUGGAACGUUGCAUGUGAAGUUCUGAGACUUGCUCCACCUCUCCAAGGCGCAUUUAGACAAGCCCUAUAUGACUUCAUCUUCGACGGCUUCUCCAUUCCCAAGGGUUGGAAGUUAUACUGGAGUGCAAACUCUACACACAAAGAUCCAGAGUGCUUUCCAGAGCCAGAAAAAUUCGACCCAACAAGAUUUGAAGGCAAUGGUCCUGCACCCUACACCUUUGUUCCAUUCGGAGGAGGUCCAAGAAUGUGUCCUGGAAAAGAGUAUGCAAGGCUCGAGAUUUUGGUUUUCAUGCAUAAUGUCAUCAAGAGAUUUAAGUGGGAGAAAGUGUUGCCCGACGAGAAAAUUAUCGUCGAUCCAAUGCCAGUCCCUGCGAAGGGCCUUCCUGUUCGCCUUUACCCUCAUGCUCACGCUCUCUGAAUCCAUCCACCUAUCCUCCCA
Messenger RNA from Carica papaya (papaya), 1470 nucleotides. RefSeq names its product beta-amyrin 28-monooxygenase-like. Lineage: Eukaryota; Viridiplantae; Streptophyta; Magnoliopsida; Brassicales; Caricaceae. Gene Ontology annotation, biological process: sterol metabolic process. Gene Ontology annotation, molecular function: monooxygenase activity; oxidoreductase activity, acting on paired donors, with incorporation or reduction of molecular oxygen; iron ion binding. The record is from RefSeq and is a predicted model, not a curated record.